This is a messenger RNA of Scatophagus argus, 7399 nucleotides long. Its product is annotated as phenolphthiocerol/phthiocerol polyketide synthase subunit C-like. Gene Ontology annotation, molecular function: 3-oxoacyl-[acyl-carrier-protein] synthase activity; fatty acid synthase activity. The transcript is spliced from 6 exons. The record is from RefSeq and is a predicted model, not a curated record. Bases 1 to 6309 code for a protein of 2102 amino acids. Gene Ontology annotation, biological process: fatty acid biosynthetic process. NCBI's taxonomy places the organism in Eukaryota, Metazoa, Chordata, Actinopteri, Scatophagidae.
AUGGAAGAAGAUGAAGAUGGUAUUGCAGUGGUAGGCAUUGGAUGCAAUUUUCCAGGCGGAGAAGGACUUGACAAUUUCUGGAAAGUUCUGAUAGAUGGAAGAAACUGCACUGUGCCAAUUCCCAGAAAGCGAUUUGAUUUAGCCAGCUGGUAUGAUCCUGAUGACAACAAAGCGGGUAAAUCCCGCACAGCCAAGGCUGCUCUCAUUGAUGGGUUCAAUGAAUUUGACCACAAGUUUUUCGGCAUCACUGACAAUGAAGUGGAGCAAAUGGAUCCUCAACAGAAACAGCUCCUUCAGUGUGUUUACAGGGCUUUGGAGAAUGCCGGAAUACCAAUGGAGGAAGCCAGUGGAACUAGGACAGGAGUGUUUUUUGGCCUAAUGAAUAGAGAUUAUGAAACUAAUGCUGUACACUUGCACCCAAGUGUAAUCAACCACUGGACUGGUACAGGACUUGCCAUGAGUAUUGCAGCAAACAGAGUCUCCUACAUCUUCAACUUCACUGGGCCCUCACUAACCAUAGACUGUGCCUGUUCAUCAUCUCUUGUGACUCUUCAUCUUGCCUGUCAAGCCAUUAAACAAGGUGAUUGUGACAUGGCUGUUUGUGGAGGAGUCAGCUGUAUAAUAGAACCAAGAGUGUUUGUUGCUCUCAGCAAGGCCAAGAUGAUCUCACCUGACGGGACCAGCAAACCUUUCUCCAGCAGAGCAGAUGGUUAUGGUAGAGGGGAGGGCUGUGGAGUUGUUCUCCUGAAGCCUCUAAAAAAGGCUAUACAAGACCAUGACCAUAUAUGGGGUAUCAUCACUAAAACAGCAGUCAACCAAGAUGGUCACUCGGUCACUCCGAUCACCAAACCUUCUAUGACACAACAAGAGAAACUCUUGCAAAUAAUCUAUUCGGCAUCUGAUCUUGCCAAUGUCCAGUACAUAGAAGCACACGGCACUGGAACCCCAGUUGGAGACCCAAUAGAGGCAAGAAGCAUCUCCAACGUUAUUGCUAAAGCCAAACCUCCAGGUUCAGAGACACUCUGGAUUGGGUCUGUGAAGAGCAACAUUGGACAUACAGAAUCUGCAGCUGGAGUGGCCGGACUCAUUAAGGUACUCUUAAUGAUGAAGCAUGAGACCAUUGUUCCCUCAGUUUUCUACUCUGAAGAGACUGCCAGUGUAGAUGCCAAAGCUCUGAACAUUAAAAUUCCCAAGAAAGCAGAAAAGUGGGAAACCUCUGGUGCAAGAAUUGCAGGAGUGAACAACUUUGGCUUUGGGGGUACCAAUGCACACGCCAUUGUCAGACAGCACAAACAGUCACACAUGAAGCAAAAGAGCGAUGGCAAACGGAAAAAAUAUUUUGUUGUGUCAGCUAAUUCAACAAAAUCUCUUACUAUGAUGUUGGAACACUCCAUAAAACAGUUAGAAAGCAAAGUUGAUCUAGAUUCUCUGUUGUACACAUCAGCUUGUAAGAGGAGCCAUCUAAAGCAUAAGUACAGAAAAGCCUUUGUAGUUUCAUCUGUAGUUGAUCUUAGACAGAACUUAAGUGCCACUGUAGGCAAAAAUAUUAGCCAGGCCUACUCAGAUCCAAGGUUAGUGUUUGUCUUUUGUGGAAAUGGUGUCACUUACCAUGGCAUGUGCAAAGAGCUACUAAAAUACGAGCCUGUAUUCAGGGAUAAGAUCAAAGAGAUUGCACAACUUUUCCAAAGCCAGAGUACACUGAACAUUUUGGACACACUUGAGAGUGAGUUUGAGGGUAGUGACUUCAAAAGUCCACAUGUUGUCCAACCACUCCUUUUUGCUCUUCAAGUUGGCAUUACCACCCUACUCUGUCAUUGGGGUGUCAAGCCCAAUGCAAUGCUUGGACACUCCGUUGGUGAAGUUGCAGCUGCUCACUGUUCAGGCCUCUUGUCUCUUGCGGAUGCAGUAAAAGUGAUUUAUUUCCGCAGCACUCUCCAAAGCAAAGUCACUGGGGGGAAGAUGCUUGUGAUCAGCAACAUAGAUGUAUCAAAGGUAACUUCUCUUCUCUCUCAUUACUCUGGUAGAAUUUGCUUUGCUGCUUUCAACAGCCCACAGUCCUGCACCCUCACAGGUGAUGCAGAUGCAAUUGAAAGCCUCUAUAAGGAGUUAAGUACCUCAGCCAAUGGUCAGAAUCUGUUCCUUCGUGUACUGGAUGUCCCCGCUGCUUACCACAGCCCCAUGAUGGACCCAAUUCUUCCAGAAAUCAAGGAGACAAUUGGCUCUUUACAGGUGAAUGACUUUGACACAGAGCUGUUCUCAACAGUGACAGGCAAGAAAGUCCAGCAGGGUGAUUUCUGCACAGGGGAGUACUGGGCUAGGAACAUUCGUGAGCCAGUAUUCUUUGAGCAUGCUGUAAAGUCAGCAACUAAAGGAAAGAAGAACACAGUCUUUGUAGAGAUAGGGCCAAGAAGGGCACUGCAGAGAAACAUCAUGGAAUCUCUGGGAAAUGACACCAUUGUCCUUGCAUCAGCUCAGCCAGAAAAAGAUCAUGAAUCAAUAAUGUCUGUUGUUUGUAAGCUGUUUGAACUGGGUGUCCAUGUAAAUUGGAAGAGCCUCUACAGAGGGCACGAGACAAUGCCACUACCAAUUCCGCAAUAUCAGUUUGAUUUCUCAGACAGAGAUGUUAUCAUUGGAGCAGCACACAAAAACACAGGAAGUAAUCAUCCUGUGCUUUGCCAGACCGGAAGUGGAAGCAAUGUGUUCAGCUGUGAUCUGAAGUCUGACUCAUCUUUCUACCUUAAAGAGCACAAGCACAAUGAUAUACCCAUCAUCCCAGGUGCCUUCUUUGCCGAGUUGGGUCUAGCCGCAUUCAUGGCCAGUGCAAAACCAAAGGUACCACUCAACUUCCUAGAGCUUAGUGUCAGUUUUCAUAGUCCAUUUGUUUUAACUCAGAAUGCACCUGAAAUGAAAGUGCAGCUAGAACAAACAGAGGAAGAAACUAGGUUCACGGUACUCUCCACAUCUGCAACGUAUGCGUCUGGCACAGUGGUUUCAAAAAAAGAGAGACAGAUUGAGGAGCAGUGUAUUUCACUCAGCUCCAUCUACAGAAGAUGCAAAUCUGUAAUGAGCUCUCAUGAGUUCUAUGUGAAUCUCUCUCAAGGAGGCUUUCAGUAUGGAGAUGUCUUCCAGAAUAAGGGAGAUGUGUAUUAUGGAAAAGAUCUCAAGGAGGCUUUUGCAGUUGUCACAGUGCCAGAUGAACUACAGUCUCAGUUGCAUGACUACUGUAUUCAUCCUGUUAUGCUGGAUUUUCUGAUGCAGCUUCUCCCAGUGACUGUAGAAAACACCUUUGCUGGCAGACCUGGAUUUCCUGCCAAAAUAGGAAGUCUGACAGUGUUUGAACCCUUGCAGCAUCAGAUGAUUGUCUAUCUGAGAGCAACUGAUGUGGGUCUUGACCACUUUGAGGUUUGUGGCUGCUUUGCAGAUAAAGAAGGAAGAGUAUUGGUUGAGGUAAAGCAUGUGAUGAUCAAGUACCUUGGUAAUCACUCUCAUGUGGUGGAGGAGUAUUUCUAUCAUAAUGCCUACAGUGUCAUCCCUGAUGGCAUCGCAUCUUCUCAUCCUCCUAAGGCCUUGGUCUUCUCUGACUGUAUAGGGAUCUCUGAAGGCCUUCAGCAAUAUUUGGACUCAAUGUCUACAUAUAUUUCCUUCACACAUGCAGAAGACAUCUUGAGCCAUGGGUUUCCUUCCCUCUUGUCAAAUCUCAAUAUAACAAAUAUUGAGAGAAAGUUUGACGAGGUCUUGUUUUUGUGGGGCAAAGAAAACCUCACUUCACUGGAAGCUGAAGUUGUCCUGCAGAAUUUGGCGAGCUGUUGUGAGAUUUUCCGCCAAAUAGUCCUUGAGCUGAAGCGAAUUCACUUUCCAAACUCCAUCAGAGCAAUCACUUACUGUUCAUCUGAAAUUACAGUGAACCGCAUAAGUCCAGGUUUUGUUCUUGCUGGCAUGACAAGGUCAUUUGCUGCAGAGAUACCAGAUCUUUUAUUUCAGCUAAUUGAUAUAAGCACUAUCUCUGCUAAGGACAUUGCAUCUUUGUCUGAGAUUCUAAGAUCAUGUCCUUGCAGCAAGUACCCAGAGUUGGUGGUAAAAGAUGGACUGAUUCUGAAACCUUCCAUUAUCCGUACUCAACCCCAAAUCAUUGACAAUUCAGUAGGAAAUUUUACCUCUACAAUGUUUGAGCCCUGCAUCCUUCAGACAGCUGACGCAUGUAGGAUGACACAACUGAGUGCCAUUCACUUUGACAAGGAAGUCCAGUCAAUAAGUGACAAAUCAGUUGAACUUUGUGUCACGAAAGUAUGUGUUCAUUCAUCUGAUUACUUCCCUGUCAGUGCAUCACAUCUGAAAUUUGGCCAGACACUGUACUGGGACAAACACUCAUCACAGAACCAUGAGCUACUGGCUCUUGAUUUCUGUGGUACUAUUACAGCAGUCGGAAAAGAUGUCAGGAAAUUAAAAGUGGGAGACCACGUUGCUUCGUGUUAUCCCGUAGUGACAGCCAGCAAGAUCAGUGUUCCAGAGGAUGUGUGCUACAGCACCAAGCGGUUCCCAUUCCUUCAACAAACACCCUGUGUUUCCUACUUUGUGCUAGCAUGGGAGAUCCUGCAUCGAGCUUUGCCUAGGACAAAACAUAAUCUAGGAAUUGUUUCCACUGUCCCUGAUUCUGCUCUGAUGAAAGUCUUGAAACUCACCUCUUACAAGUCAGGUUGGAACGUGAUUGUUGAGACACACUGCAAGGGGUCUUUUGGAGAUGUUGAUAAAAUACAUGCAUUUGUCAUCCUGCCUCCAUUUGAUGAAUCUCUGAUUGCUAAAGUCUGCAACUUUCCAGGCGUCCAACAUAUUGUCUUGAUCUGUCAAACUCAGAUUCAGUGUUUGCUUGCUCAGGAUAUGUUACAAAUUGUAGAGGGAAGUGUUCAUGUGAAGACAAUUCAGAUGCCUGUCAUCUUGCAAAAGGGAGCAUUGAUUGCAGAAAGACCCCACAUUUAUCACUGGCUGAAGUCCAUGAACUUGAGCAGGAAAUUUGCUCUUGAAAGCUUUACCUUUCAGAGUGUGAAAUCUAAAAGCAUCAAGUGCCUUCAUUCAGAGAAAGAACCAUCAUAUUUCAACUCAAAGAAGCUAGCUGUUGUGGCUCUGGAAAAGGAUGUCACCGGUAUGCUGACUAACAUUCCAUUGCUGCCAACAAAAAAGCAGCUUUUCAGAAAAAAAGCAGUGUACAUAGUGACAGGUGGUCUUUCUGGUCUGGGCUUUGAAACUGUCAGGUUCAUCUCACAAAGAGGGGGUGAGUACAUUGUAAUACUCUCCAGGAGCAAACCUACACCAGAUAUGCAGCAAAAAAUAUGUAAUGUGGAGAAACAGUGUGGAAACUACAUCACUGCCAUGGAGUGUGACAUAUCUGUGUCUGAGUCUGUGCACAAGGCUAUCAGUGUAAUUGGCCAGAAAUUUCCUGGGUGUCCAAUCAGAGGAGUAUUUCACAGUGCAGUUGUCUUGCAUGACAGGCUGAUUGAGAAGCUUGACAGAUCUCUUUAUGAGGAAGUUCUCAAACCCAAAGUAAAUGGCGCACUGAAUUUGCACAAUGCAACACAGCACUGUCAGUUGGAUUACUUUGUGUGCUACUCAUCUAUCUCAGCUUUUCUGGGAAAUGCAUCACAAACAAACUAUGCAGCAGCCAAUGCAUUUCUCGACAUGUUCUGUCACUACCGGUGCAAAUUCGGGCUGCCUGGACAGUCUAUCAACUGGGGAGCUCUAAAUCUUGGCCUCCUUUUGAACAAGGAACAUUUGCACCGGUUUUUGGAGGCAAAGGGGAUGAUGGUGUUGGAUGUGGCUGAGAUUCAUAAAAGUCUGGAGCAAUGCCUUGUGCUCAAUCGACCCCAACAGGCCGUUUGCAGGUUUAAUUUCAGAAACAUCAGGUACAACAUACUCUCUCAAAAUGUGGCCUUGACCAUGCGCCUCUCCGCACUGGUAGAGGAGGCUUUCGAAAAAUCCAGAGAGACAGAGUGUCAUACUAAACAAACUGAGUAUGUCUCACCGAAAGAGUAUGUUGUCUCUCUGCUUAGUGAGACAACCGGCAUGGAUGAGAGUGAGCUAAAAGAUGAAUCACCUUUGUUAUCAUUAGGUAUUGACUCCAUGCAGGCCAUGACUCUGCAGAAUCUCAUCUUUCAGGAGAGAGGUGUGAAUGUGCCUUUGGUGAAGUUGUUGGAUCCCAAUGCGACACUAUUAACAGUAGUUGCAAUACUGAGUGAAGGAGAUGAAGGGAAACAUUUCAGUGAUAACCCAGAGCCUCAUCCAGCUGGAGAUAGGAAUGAUGUUUCUACUAGACUGUAAAAAUGACAAAUGCACAUAUGGAAAUAUAAAAAUCAACUGUCAGAACACCAUAUUAUUAUGAUAUACUAUGAUUGGCCACUGCUCUACAACUGCAUUCUUGUUUUAACACACAUGUUCUUAUUGCAUUUUGUUUAUUUUGUUGUCCUUAUUGUAAAUGUAUGGCUCUGUUUAUUGUUUUGAUUCAUUUUGGUACAAUAGUUUUAUCAUUUACUCACUUCUUUGGAGACAUGCCACAUUUUAAAUGGAUGUUUUGUUUUUUUGUUGUUUUUUUUUUAUCAUGGUUUUAUUCAUUUUGUUCAAAGACAUGCUCAAAAUGAAAGCAUGAAAAUGAAACACACAAUUACAGUUAAAUAAGUAACUAGAUAAAUGUAUAAUCCCAUGUGAAUCAUUUAUUUAAAUUACGUACAUUCUUUUUUAUUCUUUUAUGGUCAGUAAAUUUUAAACUUUAGAGCUUAUGUCUGUCACAGGUGCAGUCCACCUGACAGUAAUGUCAACUUACUUUCAUUUGCUUGUUUUAUAACCACUCAUCUUUCUUAGGUCAUGGUCAUCUUUUAUCAUUUCUAACUCAUUAAUUCUGAUUGAUUAUUAUCUUUAUGGUGAUGAUAAAACAUAGCACAUAAUACAGUAUUCCGGAAUGUCCCAUAAAUGUCAUUUGUGCACAUGUAUGAUUAAUGAGUCUUUUGCUGUUUGAACCAAUAAGUUAUCACAUUGUGUGGACAGGGACAUUGUUCUCCUAGAGGACAUUGCCACAACAAGUACAUACAUACAUACAAACAACUUGAAAACAGAUACAGUGAUCUGUUAAAUCAGUUUUCCUACUAAAACUAAAUAAAAAGCACAGCUAAGCAAUUGCUCCAAUCAAAACUGAUUUCUUUAUACAACUAUUCUGUUUUGUCAAUACAUAUAUUUGGUACUGCAAAUGUAAAACAUUUUAACAGACAACAUAGCCAUUGUUAAUGACCAUCACUGUAAAAAUAUGAUACUAAUGAACUCUUACAUAUUGUGAUGGAAACAUGUACUGUUUUUCACUUGCUUGUGCCAUGAUAAAAUAAAAUGCACUUGAAUUCUCUAUACACUUGAUAAGGCUGAU